Molecule: messenger RNA, 1225 nt
Organism: Hibiscus syriacus
Lineage: Eukaryota; Viridiplantae; Streptophyta; Magnoliopsida; Malvales; Malvaceae
Product: beta carbonic anhydrase 5, chloroplastic-like
Exons: 9
Coding region: 173-1054 (293 amino acids)
Biological process (GO): carbon utilization
Molecular function (GO): carbonate dehydratase activity; zinc ion binding
Source: RefSeq, a predicted model, not a curated record
AAGCUUUUUCCUUGUUGUUUGCUAUAUACUUUGAAUGACUCUCUGCUAAUUCUUCACUGUUUCUUCCUCUAGUUCCUUCUUUUUUUUUUCAACAUCAAAGCACUCUUCUUUACCCUUUUAAGGGAUCUCUCUCAUCUUUUUCUUUAGCUUUUUUAAGAUCCAUCAGAUUUCAAUGGCAGCUCUCGCACCUACCUCUCUUUCAAAACACCCUUUAUCAAGUUCACCGAAGAUCUUUGAUUCCAGGGUCCAAAGUGGGGAGAUUCAACCGACCUGGUUUAGAUUUCGGACUACUUUCAGGAGCAACACAGGUGUGAGAUUGAAGGCCUCGGCAGAGCCUCCGGCACUAACUCGUGACAAACCAGAGAGCUUAGUGGAAAUGGAAAGUGGAUGUGAGUUGUUUGACAAAUUGAAAGAUGGAUUCCUUAGCUUCAAAAGGCAGAAGUAUAUGGAAAACUCGGAACACUAUCAAGCACUCUCCGAGGGUCAAGCUCCUAAAUUCAUGGUGAUUGCUUGUGCAGAUUCAAGGGUAUGCCCUUCUAACAUCUUGGGGUUCGAGCCAGGAGAAGCCUUCACGGUUCGCAAUGUUGCGAAUAUGGUGCCCACGUUUGAGAGUGGACCAACAGAAACUAAUGCUGCAUUGGAGUUUGCCGUGAAUACGCUCGAGGUUGAAAACAUUUUAAUCAUCGGUCAUAGCUGCUGUGGCGGCAUUCGUGCCCUCAUGAGCCUGCAAGAUGAAGCAGAUUCAAGUAGCUUUAUCCGAAGUUGGGUUAUCGUCGGAAAGAACGCAAAGCUAAGCACAAAGGCCACUGCUUCGAACCUCGAUUUUGACCAGCAAUGCACACACUGUGAGAAGGCAUCAAUCAACAACUCACUGUUGAACCUGCUAACUUAUCCAUGGAUAGAAGAAAAGGUGAAGAAAGGGGUGCUUUCUCUGCACGGCGGAUACUACGACUUUGUCGACUGUACGUUCGAGAAAUGGACAUUGGAUUACAAGCGAAGCAUUACCGAUGGAAAAAACAGAGCCGUGGUGAAGGACCGAUCAUUUUGGUGCUAAAACUUUCUCGAUCCAUCUCAACUUUUAAUCUUUUGCUUUUGACAUUUUCCGUUCUCUGUAGAACUUGCUUGAUUCGUAAUCGUCCACGUUAGAUAAUAAUGUUUAUUCCUUGUAAUACCAAGGAAUAAUUACUUAGCUGUAAUAAUAUGUUUGCAUGUUGUAAUUUUAAUC